Messenger RNA from Orbicella faveolata, 1124 nucleotides. RefSeq names its product mitogen-activated protein kinase kinase kinase 2-like. Gene Ontology annotation, molecular function: ATP binding; protein kinase activity. Lineage: Eukaryota; Metazoa; Cnidaria; Anthozoa; Scleractinia; Merulinidae. Gene Ontology annotation, biological process: protein phosphorylation. The record is from RefSeq and is a predicted model, not a curated record.
GUAGAAGUAGUACUUAGUUCCUUUGUUAAUUACAAUUAAAGAACUAAACGCUCAGAAAUUUGUGUUACUCCUACAUUAAGCAACACUGAAGUUUCUUGAAACAUUUAGUAACCCCUAACAGUUCAUUUCCUUUUCCUAUCUGUUUUAGCUUAUUAGCUGCUUAUGUGCUUUAAUAUUGCUCUACCUGAGUGAAGGCUAUUUUUGCUAUGGACUUCAGAACUUCUGCAUGUGCUAUUUGUAGGAUCAAAUGUUCUUUUAGACGGCAAAGGGAAUGUGAAAUUAGCUGACUUUGGGUUAUCAAAAACAAUUCAGAAAAUUGGAAGUGAAACAGAUUUCAAAUCUGCUCGGGGUACUUUGUAUUAUAUGGCACCGGAGAUAUCCGGGGGUCAAGGAUAUGGACGGGAAGCGGAUAUCUGGAGUGUCGGUUGUACAGUUAUCGAAAUGCUGACCGGAAAACCCCCUCUGAGUUAUUUUCAAACAGAAGCAGCCAGGUCUAAAAUUGCUUCAGGGCCCAUCGAUAUCAUGACUCUGGUGCCUCUGAAUGUAUCACAAGAUGCAAGAGCGUUUAUUGGGGCUGCCUUGAAGUGGAAACCUGACGAACGACCAUCUUCCCCUGAGUUGCAACGCUACGCGUUCGUUACAAAAUGGUACCCUGUAACCUUUAUAUAAAGUGAUGUAGCAAGUGUUCAGUUACCCAAACAAAAUCGUUAAUGGCGCAACUUUCCCCAACUUGCCAUUUGAGUAAACGAACUUUAUUUCGAUCCCUCUACAGCCCUUACAAAUAUGUUCCUAUUUGCUGGAUUUUAAAGGUUUAAGUCAUAAUGCCAAUGGGUUAGCGUUAGAGUCUGCUAAAAGGUCUCGGUCGGCUUGUAGUGAGUAAAAUAUCACCUAGUAGGGAAACGUUUUAAACAUAAUAUACAAAUGCAAAAAUGGUUUAAGAUUCAACAUUUAAAGUUUAAAAUGGUAGCUGGGUUUAUUUGUGUGUAGUUCAGAAACAAAAAGCUAGUGAAAAAUGAAACUCAGCAUCAGAAGUCAAGGGAUUUUUUCAACUUAAAGGAGAAGGUCACCCCAAAGAGCUUACUUUUUUGUCUCCACCUAUAGCAAGUAAACAAUGGGUUUUUCAC